UCCAUCCAUCCACCCAUCCAUCCAUUCGUCCACCCAUCCACCCAUCCAUCCAUCCAUCCAUCCAUCCACCCAUCCAUCCAUUCAUCCACCCAUCUACCCAUCCAUCCAUUCGUCCACCCAUCCACCCAUCCAUCCAUCCAUCCAUCCAUCCACCCCAUCCAUCCAUUCAUCCACCCAUCCACCCAUCCAUCAAUCCAUCCAUCCAUCCCUCCAUCCACCCAUCCAUCCACCCACCCAUCCAUCCACCCCAUCCACCCAUCCAUCCACCCAUCUACCCAUCCAUCCAUCCAUCCACCCCAUCCAUCCAUCCACCCCAUCCAUCCAUUCAUCCACCCAUCUACCCAUCCAUCCAUCCAUCCCUCCAUCCACCCAUCCAUCCACCCCACCCAUCCAUCCACCCAUCCAUCCACCCACCCAUCCAUCCAUCCAUCCACCCACCCAUCCAUCCAUUCAUCCACCCAUCUACCCAUCCAUCCCUCCAUCCACCCAUCCAUCCACCCACCCAUCCAUCCACCCCAUCCACCCAUCCAUCCACCCAUAUACCCAUCCAUCCAUCCAUCCCUCCAUCCACCCAUCCAUCCAUCUACCCAUCCAUCUAUCCAUCCCUCCAUCCAACCCCCAUCCAUACAUCCACCCAUACAUCCAUCCAUAUAUCCACCCACCCACCCAUCCAUCCAUCCACUCACUCACCCACCUAUCCAUGACCUGUCCGUGCCGCUCUCCCUGCCCCUCACACACCGCAUCCCAGCCGCGCUGUGCCAGUCUCCAGGGCACCCAGCCCGGAUCCCCACACCCCAGCUGAAGAAACCGAGGCUGCACGAGGGGACGCGGCCGGCUGCGGUCACACGGCAAGGCAGUGGGGAGUGGGAGCCAGUCCAGCUUUCCAGGCCGGUGCAGAAAUGGAGGGAGAAUUCGCAGUGUGGAGAACUGGAUGAGGCUGGUAACGCUCCCCCUCUGCCCUACGGCGGGCGGCUGGGGUCGGCUGCUGUCGCCCCUGUGACCCUCUUCUCAGCCCACAGCGCCAGCCUGGGCGCGCGCAGAAGCAGCUACGAUGCCCUGGGCAGCGCCUGGAGCACAAGGGGGCCCAGGCCCCGGGUCCUCGAGGAGCCCCACGUGGCUCCCUGGUUCCCCGAAGCCUGCAGCGGUCACCAGCCCGCCGAGGACAUCAAGCGUGUCAUCGAGCGUCCACACCACUCAACUCCCCUGGAGCCGCGAGGCCAGGACAAACACUCACCAAGAGGUCGCCACGUCAGGGCGGAGAGGCCACUGGCCCACGAAAUAGCUAAGGAGCAGCUUCCACACCGGCACUGA
Molecule: messenger RNA, 1311 nt
Organism: Choloepus didactylus (southern two-toed sloth)
Lineage: Eukaryota; Metazoa; Chordata; Mammalia; Pilosa; Megalonychidae
Product: splicing factor 3A subunit 2-like
Exons: 7
Source: RefSeq, a predicted model, not a curated record